Molecule: messenger RNA, 4308 nt
Organism: Lymnaea stagnalis (great pond snail)
Lineage: Eukaryota; Metazoa; Mollusca; Gastropoda; Lymnaeidae
Source: the annotation of a GenBank genome assembly
AUGCCGCCUGAUGAUGUAGACAGCCUGUCCGUCAUCCCCACAGCAUCGGACCUACAUAGCACGUCAACGCCAUUCGUUCGGCCGGCUGUCAUAACGGGGACCUACCGAGACAUUGACCAUUACAUCGAUGUCCAGUUCCGGCUGCUGAGAGAGGACUUCAUGUAUCCCUUGAGACAAGGCAUCAGUGGUCUAAGAAAGAAUGAAGGAAGAAAAAGUGACACAAGCACGCAGUUGAGAAUGUACUACGGCGUGCUCAUCGUCGGCACUCAGUUCAACCAUGGUUAUAAUCAGCUGCUAGAAUUCGAUGUAUCCAAACUUAAAUAUGUGAACUGGAAACAUGACAAGCGGUUUAUGCACGGCUCGCUCGUCUGCUUGUCAAAGGACCUUUUCCAGAACGUUGUAGUGGCAGUCGUCGUGGACAGCGACGAUGCGGAGCGCGGGAGAAUCAGCGUCAACGUCAGGGAAGGACUGGCCAUCGUGUUAAACUCCACGGUCGAUGACGUCUUCAUCAUGGCCGAGUCUGUGACCUAUUUCGAGCCGUACAACCAAGUUCUUCAUGGCAUUCGUGAGAUGAAAACGCAGCUCCCGUUUCAAGAUAUCAUUCUGCAUUGCAACAAACAGCUGAAGCCACCAAAAUAUUUACUGCCGUCCGGUGGGGUCAAAGCUAUCCCGCAUUACAAUCUGGCAGAUUUAUUAGCCCAUGACGAACAAUCGUUUAAAGUCCCAGUACUCACCACCGUGAAAUGGCCGCCGGCUGGAGUGAUGUGUCUGAACGCGUCACAGGGAGAGGCCGUGAAGCUAGCACUGACCAAAGAGUUGGCAAUCAUACAAGGUCCCCCUGGAACGGGAAAAACUUUUGUUGGCUUGAAAGUGUUACAAAUUCUUUUGAAGAAUAAACACGAAGUCGCUAGAAAUGUAGAAAAUGCAAACGACCCGAUUUUAAUCGUCUGCUACACCAACCACGCUUUAGAUCAAUUCUUAGAAGGGAUUUUAGAGUUUUUACCGAAAGGGAUCGUUCGUGUGGGGGGAAGCUGCAAGUCCGCAAAACUGGAACAAUGUAACUUGAAAAAUAUCAGGCGUCAGAUGGGGAGACCACGCAUUGAAUUCGAUGACAGUGAGAUAAGAGAGGUUGAAAAAGAUAUUAACGCAACAAAGAGAGAAAAGGAGACACUAAACAUUGGGAUUAGAUCAGAGAAUGUUCUUAAAGAUUUUAUGCUAGAGAGUCACUACACCUCUUUGGUUGAAGGUUCUGAGAGUAGGCCUGAAAUUUCUGGCAAAAUGAGUCUUUGGUUAAACACAUCUCACUUGUCCCCCAUCCAGGCGAUGCCCAAAUUGAUACAACAACGUCUUGUAGAGCUUGUGUUAAGUUGGAAGUAUCCUUCAAAUAAAUUGAACCCACGACCUGACAUGGACAUCAUCGACAGAGCUUGUGUCUACUGCAGUGUUGUAAAGCGGUACAGAGAAGGAAUUCGAAACGAACAAACCUUUUUGUCUGAUGAAAAGAAUAGUGCGUCUAAGUCAAAGCAACUGAAGGAGUUAGACGGCUAUCUACAACUAUCUUACAAGCAAAUUAUGACAGACAGCUGCUUUGAAAACUACAAACUGAAAUGGUUUUUAGAAAAACUCGAGUCGUUUUUGUAUAAAAAGGAAAAGCUGAAAAGCACACAACUGGUCAAGACUUGGCUCCUUGGACCCCAUAGGAGCCUCCACGAGCAGUUAGAUGACAUUGAGAUCCUAACAAAAGAGAUAAGACUUGUUAAUCGGGAUCAGAAUAGUAGCAAAAUAUCAUCUGCUUCUGCUGACUUAAAUUCAGGCAGUAAGAAGAAAUGUAUCGACAAAAAUAACCAGCAUAGAAGCAAUAGCAAAAGAGAAGCUGUUGCAGAUGUCUGGCUCUCUGUCAUCGGAAGAGCACACGAGCUCAAAAUAGAAGAAUCAGAUACAGACAAGAGAGUUGGAAUUAACAAAUCGGGGGGAAAAUCCCAAUCGCUGGCAUUUAAGGAGGCAACAGACAAAUUAUUAACAAGUGAAACUUUAUCUGUGCAAGAAGAGUCAAGUAUUGAAGAUCUGUGGAGUCUAAAACCAGAAACAAAAUUUUCCUUGUACAAAUUGUGGUUGAAAAGGUACAAGGAGUCUCUGAUUGAUAAGAUGAAAGAACUUGUGAAAAAACAAGAGCAACUUUUUAAAUUCAAGAAGAACAAGGACACAGAACAAACAUUGUCAUUGCUGAAGUCAGCCCAAGUCAUCGGCAUGACAACAACCGGAGCAGCCAAACACAGGGCCGUCCUCCAGGCUCUGGGCUGUAGGAUCAUUGUGGUGGAGGAAGCUGCAGAAGUUCUGGAGUCUCACAUCGUGACGGCCCUCAACAAGAAAUGUAACCACCUGAUAUUGAUUGGCGACCACCAACAAUUGCGUCCGAACCCAGCCGUCUACCAUCUGGCCGUCCAUUUCGGCCUGGAAGUGUCCAUGUUUGAGCGGCUCAUCAAAAACAACAUCCCGCACGUGACGCUCAACGUUCAGCACAGAAUGAGGCCAGAAAUCGCUAAACUCAUGAAGCACAUCUAUCCAGACCUUGAAAACGACACAUCUGUCUACGACUUCGAAAAUGUAAGAGGGAUUUCGAAAAACAUUUUCUUCAUUAAGCACACGAUGAGGGAGUCUCAAGCGGACAAGAGUUUUAGUAGAUCGAACACGCAUGAAGCUAAUUACGUGGUAUCUCUGUUGCAUUAUCUCAUCAACCAAGGAUACGAACCAGGGCAGAUAACGAUACUGGCGACAUACGUCGGCCAGGUGACCGUCAUCAAAAACUUACUAAAACGUAAGGAUGUCAGAGUGUCGGCGGUCGACGACUUUCAAGGAGAGGAGAACGACAUCAUCCUGUUGUCGUUAGUCCGAAGCAACCAAGAACAGAAUGCUGGGUUUCUUAAAACGGACAACAGGGUUUGUGUUGCUUUGUCGCGUGCAAAGAAGGGACUUUACGUUCUUGGCAACUUCAAGCUCCUGGCCUCGCAAAGCAAGCUUUGGGCAAAAAUAGUUGCGACCGCCGAGAAUGAUGAAAUCAUCGGAUCGGGUUUACCCGUUUUUUGCCCGAACCACCCGAAGACAACCAGACAGCUGGUAAGUGUCACAGACUUUGACAAAUGCCCAGAAGGAGGUUGUGGUCGGCCCUGCGGUUUCAGACUGCCGUGCGGACAUACAUGUGAACUCACAUGUCAUGGCUACGAUUUGAGCCACGCAGAGUAUGAAUGCAAGAAACCGUGUACAACGAGGUGUGCUGACGGACACCCGUGCAAGCUUCCAUGUUUCCGAGACUGUGGAGCAUGCCAGGUGCCAGUCCGAAAAAAGAUGCCUGACUGUGAUCAUGAAGAUGUCGUUCUUUGCUCAGUCGCCCCCAAAGACGCCGUGUGUUCUCAGAAGUGUUCCCAUGUUCUUCCGUGUGGGCACCAAUGCUCUGGAAAAUGUGGCCUCUGUAAGGCUAAUCUUAAGCACUUUCAAUGUCCCAUAUUGAUGGAGCACACCUUCUCGCCGUGCGGCCACACCUAUGACAUUCCUUGCCACCAGGUUAAUUCUAAUAUCCGUUGUGGUCAAGUUUGUCAAGACACAUUGAGCUGUGGGCACAAGUGCACAGGGACAUGCUCCAGUUGUCUCCAGGGAGCUGUACAUACCAUGUGCAGUCAGGAAUGUCAGGCCAUUCUUCCCUGUGGUCAUAAAUGUCAUGGAAUGUGUGGUACAGUUUGUAAACCAUGCCCCGAGACAUGCACAUUUAAGUGUAGACAUACUUCAUGCAAGAAUGCAACCGGAAAGCACAAACACACUUGCGGGGAGCCCUGCCUCCCGUGUCAAGAAAAGUGUGUCCGCAAGUGUCGUCACAGCUUAAGCAAAAAACUUUGCUCACAAUCAUGGAGCAGACGUCCAUGUCAGCAAAAAUGCGAGCGCAAAAACCGUAGAUAUAACCGCGGUGGCGCAGGAGCCAAAAGAACAUUUUGCGAUCAUACUUGUGCUGGAGUCUGUGGAGAACUCUGCGUGUGUGACAUUUGUGAUCAAGUCAAUACAAUAGAGAAGCUUGUGGAAAGAGCAGAAGCGAGUAAGGGUCCUGUCCGAAACGUUUCAUCAUUGCCUUCAAACUCAAAUAAAGAAGGUUUCGCAAAGCAGCGACUCAUCUUGAAAAUUCCCUCCUGCGAACACGUUUUCUAUGUCGAUGAGCUGGACGCUUACAUUGGAAGUUUUGAUCCUGAUGGAACCAGUUUGCUCGUCUGUCCAAAGUGCUCUAAGCCAAUCACGACAUGUCUGCGGUACGAAGACGUCAUCAAU